GCUGCAGUUCUUUUCAGUCAAAGUUGCAAAGAUUGACGAGAGUUUAAAGUGGCCGCUUGAUGUGUAUGGGUUCUUUUCCGUACGUGAUGUGGUGGAUCACAAACGCAACAUGAUCUUCUCCUGCGACAGGGAUAACUGCCAGACCAUCAGCCAAGAGGAUCCCUAUCUAACGCUGACAGGUCCAACCCGUGCUGUUGUGGUGACAUCAGAUCCUUCGUACUUUGAGAUUGAGCUGAAAGUGAAGGGCACUGCUGAAUCUGAGGAUAAAUAUUUAAGCCGCCUAGUUAUGACAUACAGGACGGGUUUUCUGGAUAGAAGUUUCACUAGUGGGCUUAGCACUCUGGAGAUGGCAUUCAAAGAGAUCAUCCAAUCUGUGGAGGCCACAAUCAGUGUAAAAGUCGUUGAUGGAUCAUGGCCAGAUGGUUUUCGUGGUGUAUUUUGUGCGAGCAUCGAUGACAUAGCUGGCUUGAAAGUCAAGUUGCUGGAAUGUGGAGAUGAUAGAUUGCCUCUUGAUGCUGAUGGCAACAUCAAGCUUAGAUGCAAGGUCGUUUCUGUUGGACUUGAGGGAUUGCUGAGGAUUUCUGUCAUGGCACACUGUAUUAAUGGGGAUCAGGUUGUGGAGAGUCAUUGCAGAGAAGAUGUUAAGAGUCAUGAAGUAGUGUUUGAACCCAGGAGAUCGGGUACAAGCUCCAAUACUGAGCUUAAGAUUGGCUCUUGCAGAAUGGAAGUCACUGUGAGCUGGUCCCUUUUCUCUUAUCAGCUGUAACUUACCUGGCAAGGUUAUUGCUACUAGAGCCCAUCUGCUUUAAGCAACAGCUGUCGCAUUUUAAGUGCUAUUUUGUGCUAUACUAAACAAAGUAUGUAUUUCUUAUUGUUGCCUGUAUGGAUAAA
Messenger RNA from Triticum dicoccoides, 891 nucleotides. RefSeq lists its product as uncharacterized. The record is from RefSeq and is a predicted model, not a curated record. NCBI's taxonomy places the organism in Eukaryota, Viridiplantae, Streptophyta, Magnoliopsida, Poales, Poaceae. The transcript has 2 exons. The coding region runs from base 110 to 766 and encodes 218 amino acids.